This is a messenger RNA of Planococcus citri (citrus mealybug), 1433 nucleotides long. RefSeq lists its product as uncharacterized. The record is from RefSeq and is a predicted model, not a curated record. Lineage: Eukaryota; Metazoa; Arthropoda; Insecta; Hemiptera; Pseudococcidae. The transcript has 17 exons. Bases 75 to 1376 code for a protein of 433 amino acids.
UUUCAUCGUCAUUUCGCGAUUCAACUUUACCUUCAACGUGGCAUAGAUAUUCGUUCAAUAUCAUCAACUUCGAAAUGAUUUUUAUUCCUAUUAUUCUCUUUAUUGGUUUCAGCAAUUUUUUUGCAGCAACAGCGAAUGAAAAAGAAUUACCUGAUGAUGGACGACUGGCGGUUGGUAAAUGUCUGGAUGCAAAUUUUUUAAGAAAUCAAAAUCGAAUACGACAAGUAGAGGAUUAUUUGUCUCACCUUUGCACUGAAACACGUUCUAAUCACCAACAUUUUAAAAACAAAUUGCAAGAAAUUAAGAAAACACCCAAAGAAGCAUACGAAGACCUCAAAGAAUGCUUGAAGAAACAUUACGAGUUAGAAGAGUCAAAGAAAGCAAACCAGCCAGAUAAGGCUAAUACAAGCGACACCACCAAUCCGACCAAGGAAAUUAAGUCGACUGAGGCAGAUGCUUCAGAUAAGGCAAAUGAGCGAACUGAGGAGGUGAUCAACAGAUAUAAACAAUACGCAUUUAAUGAUGCGAUGAGAGCUAACACGUACCCUGAAAUAAUUCUAGUAGUAGUUGGUCUUUGCGGAGAACACGAAUGGGUGAAAUACGAAGAACUAGAUAAAAACAAUCAACCAAAAGCCAUCGAGUGUUUAGAAAAGUGCGCAGUAAGGCUAUUCGAAAUAUUUGAUUGGCUCAUACAAGUGAUCAUAAGCGAACGUGUGCAUUCAGAGCAGUUGGAAAUUGAAAGUGGCAAGUCUCCAGCGAAUGAAAAACAGGCCCCAGCUGAAAAAUCCGACAACCAAGAUAUCGACCGUGGUGGCAAUAAAAUUCAAAAAGAAGACGUCAAAUCUGAAGAAGAUGAAGAGGAAGACGGGGCAGGAUCGGAAGGCUCAACUGAGAAUCUAAUCCAACCAAGUGACAAUCAAAGUAAACCUAAAGAAGAUGAAAAGACAAUACAGAAGUGGUUCACACACAUUAAACAUUUCCUUCAUCGCGAAAAAGUACACGUCAAAUAUGAAAAAGGAAUUCAUAAUUAUAUAAAAACUUGUGAAAACCUGGAAGUACACGAUAUUAAAACAUUGACAGAAAUUGGACAAUUGUGGGCUGGGCAUUACAUCGAUGAUCUCGAAACGGAAUUCAAUAAAUUCCAUUUUUAUCCAAUAAAAGAAGAUAUGCAAUAUGCUUUCAAUUCCUAUUUACAUUGCACUGUAUGGGUUUGCGCAAUGGGUGAACGAAAGGAUACUCCAUUCGUAGAAUACGUGAAUGAUACCAGUUACGAGAUGAGCAGGACUGCAUCCCAAUUCAUCAAAAGAUUCCACCCAACUCCGUUUAAAACGCCUGAUAGCAUAGACAUAAAAUUGAAACGAGGUGACAGAAAUUGAAGAGGUUGUUCAGUGUGUAAAUAGUCGAAUGAAAAAUAUAAUUAAUUAAUUACAUAA